Messenger RNA from Triticum dicoccoides, 2244 nucleotides. RefSeq names its product disease resistance protein Pik-2-like. Gene Ontology annotation, molecular function: ADP binding. The transcript is spliced from 3 exons. NCBI's taxonomy places the organism in Eukaryota, Viridiplantae, Streptophyta, Magnoliopsida, Poales, Poaceae. Bases 589 to 2244 code for a protein of 551 amino acids. The record is from RefSeq and is a predicted model, not a curated record.
UACCCGAGACCGUGACUACCGUGGUUACCUAGGCGGAAUCGGUUGCCCGUCACGUGCAUCACACUGAUCUGACAUUGUUAACUUUCUGUUCUCAAGAAUCUUGUCGUUGUACGUGUUAAUUAGUACUGUAAUACUGAAACUUUGUCUUGUCUUCUUGGAGUUUCAGAUUCCGUGAAUCUUGCCACUGGCGGAGCUAGGACAGAUGUUUUGGGGGGGGCCAAACACAAUAUAUGGAUGAUUGGGGGGGCCAAAAGACUAUAUUUUCCCUAAUCUAACCUCCCUCAAAAAAUUCUCCAUGUACUUGUACAAAGACUGGGGGGCCAUGGCCCCUGCAGCGGUCAACAUAGCUCCGCCGCUGUCUUGCCCACACUGAUAACAUCUCUCGUUGCCCCUCUCUUCAUUUCUGUGCAACCCCAACCAGCUGCUGGUAGGUGGAUCUAGUCUCAUCUUCUGGCGCCUCUCCUCUACUUGGAUGCUAAUUGCUAGCGGCAUCCUUUACCUAUCUUCCAGCACUUGAUCCCUAGCUACACCGAAGACCACACAAGAAAGAAGAAACACCUACCCAAGGGGAAGGAAGAGAGAGGUAUAAUGACGGACCGGCUGGUAGUUGCACUAUCCAAAUCGGUGGUGGUGGGAGCGAUCACCAAGGUCCAGUCAGCGAUUGACGAGGAUGCUAGGCUGCAGCAAAAGGUGAAGCGUGACCUUGUGUCCAUCACUUUGGAGUUGGAGAUGAUGCAGUCCUUCCUGGACGACGCCAACGAGGAGAUGAAGAGCAAUGUGGUGAGGACCUGGGUGAAGCAUAUUCGCCAGCUCGCCUACGAUGUUGAAGACUGCGUUGAAAAUGUUGUUCAGCUGGACGACAAGCCAAUCUUUUGGCGCCGGUUGCUCCCAUCCUGGAUGGCACCCCCGCUGCCACUGGACCUGGCCGUAGAGGAGUUAGAGCAGCUCAAGGGUAGGGUGGAGGACGUCAACAACUGCUACAGGCGCUACAGCCUCAUCAACGUCGACUCUGCUACAGCCUCGUCCAACCCGAUGCACGGCACAACUGCAUAUGAGAUGCUGCUGGCGGAUGAAGGGCACACCGCCAAGAGGCAGCACAACCACUCAGGUGAUCUCACCAGCCAUAUAAUCACAAACAAAGUACACAAGCAGCUUCAAGUGAUCUCCGUGUGGGGUUCAGGCGGCGAUGUUGGGACGACAUCCAUCAUCAGAGAGACCUACAAUGAUCCAGAAAUCUGCCACUACUUCACCUGCCGCGCGUGGGUGAAGCUGGUGCAUCCCUUCAGUCCCCACGACUUCAUCCGGAGUCUUGUGGCUCAGUUCUAUGCAAACUCUUGCAAAGAAGAAAAUGCUGCAGCCGGAGUCCUCUCGAGGAUGGAUGCCACCCAGGCACAUCUUUUCGAGGAGUUCAAGCAGCUAGUCAGAGAGAAGAGGUACCUCGUCGUUGUGGAAGGCCUCUCAAACAUGGUAGAGUGGGAUGCCAUCAGCACAUUUCUUCCUCAUAGGGAGGAUGGAGGCUGCAUCAUUGUGUCCACGCAGCAACGUGAAAUAGCAAGCUUGUGCAUCGGCCAUCCUUACCAGAUAUUGGAGUUGAAACGGUUCUCGCCUCAACAUUCUGUUCGUGCCUUCUUCAAGGAACCCAGGGUGCUUAAAGCAAGCCAAAAGGAAGAAGCGAAAGAGUGGAUGAGACAUCAGCCCGUUGUUGGACGCGAAUCACAAAUACGAGAACUUACCAAGUAUGUGGGUGAAGCACAUUCCAACUCUUCCCACGUGGUGUCCGUAUGGGGAAUGACUGGUGUUGGGAAAUCAUCUCUUGUCAGACACUUCUACUUUUACACGAUUCUUGAUGGCAAUCAAUUUGAGCAGUUCACUUGGGUGGAUUUGUCCUAUCCAUUCAAUUUAAGGGGUUUCCUUCGGAGUUUACUUUCAGAUUUUCACUCAGAAAAAGACCCCAUUCAAGAGUGUCGCCAGCUUCUGCAACAACAUAAGUGCCUCGUUGUCAUUGAUGGUCUCCAGUCUAAAGAAGAAUGGGACUUGAUACAAGCAGCAGUGGUAUCUGGAGCUUCUAAAAGCGUUAUCGUUGUGAUUACGACUGAAGCAAGCAUUGCUGCGUACUGCACAGAAAAUAAGGAGCUCAUGUUGAAUGUUCAAGGUUUACAACCUCUUGCAGCCUUUUAUUUCUUCAAAAGGGAGGUAUGUAUACCAGUAGUCAGUGUAUUUCAACUAAGAGAGUUUCUAAUCUAA